AUGACCGAGGGUGCCGGGUUGAUAAAAAGAGGAUAUCCCCCUCGCUGCACGGGUAGAAGAAUUUCCUCCCCCGAUGACACCACCUCCAAACAUUACAAACUCUCCACCCCCCUCACCACCCUCCUCAGAAUAAUCCUCAUCAUCCUCACCAUAGCCUCCAUCGCCGUCUGGCUCGCCGACGGGUACUUCUCCGACGGCCUCCUCGUCUUCAACCACAUCUGGCUCUGGUUCCUCCUCCUCUCCAACCUCCUCCACCUUCUCUUCCCCUCCCAUUCCCCACACAACCAUCAUCACAAAAUCCCCUGUUUACCAACAAUCCUCCUCCAAAUAGGAGACUGCAGUUGCGUAUUCAACGGCUCUGACAAUGAAAAGAAGCCAAGAUACGGCGUGGCCCGGGUGACGGAUAUCAUCCUGGGCAUCCCCCCCAUCGUCAUUGCGAGCAUUGAUCUGGCCGACCCGUCUUAUUAUUAUAGAUACUCGGCUGCAGAGGUGUUGGUUCUGAGUGAAACUGUUGGGUAUGUCCCCGUCCCCGCAAACAACUGGUGA
Messenger RNA from Podospora anserina S mat+, 546 nucleotides. RefSeq lists its product as uncharacterized. NCBI's taxonomy places the organism in Eukaryota, Fungi, Ascomycota, Sordariomycetes, Sordariales, Podosporaceae. The transcript is spliced from 2 exons. The record is from RefSeq and is a predicted model, not a curated record. The coding region runs from base 1 to 546 and encodes 181 amino acids.